CACACUAUUAAAAAAAACAAUAAAAAAAACGUUACGAGCAUUUUCUCUCUCUCCCUUUUUUUUUUUAUUGUUACAGUCUAAGAAAGCAAUGCCUUCUACACUUGAUUCUCUUGUUUACAAAUAUCUCAUUGAAAAUGGGCAAACUGAGGCUGCUAAAAUUUUAAAAGAGAAAAACCCUUCUAUUGAUAAAGUGAAGACAAAGAAAAAUUUAGCUACCAUUUUUGAACAAUUUCAAUCCAAGUAAGGAUAUAUAUAUAUAUGUGUGUGUGUGUGUGGAAGUAGUGUUUUUUAACUAUUUUAUAUAGAAAUGAAUCAAGUAGUGACAGUUCAUCUGAUGAAGAGAAGGAUGUUGAAAUGAAGGAUUCAUCAGAUAAUGAUGAUGAUUCUUCUAGCAGUUCUUCUAGCAGUUCUUCCGAUAGCUCUUCCGAUAGC
Cokeromyces recurvatus is the source of this 432-nucleotide messenger RNA. RefSeq lists its product as uncharacterized. NCBI's taxonomy places the organism in Eukaryota, Fungi, Mucoromycota, Mucoromycetes, Mucorales, Mucoraceae. The transcript has 2 exons. The record is from RefSeq and is a predicted model, not a curated record. The coding region runs from base 89 to 244 and encodes 51 amino acids.